Molecule: messenger RNA, 4233 nt
Organism: Drosophila kikkawai
Lineage: Eukaryota; Metazoa; Arthropoda; Insecta; Diptera; Drosophilidae
Product: serine/threonine-protein kinase 11-interacting protein
Cellular component (GO): cytoplasm
Molecular function (GO): protein binding
Source: RefSeq, a predicted model, not a curated record
GCCAAAAUAAGCAAGAAGAAGAGACAUAACAAACGAACGUACGUUUUUUUGCAUUGUAAAAGUGGAAUAAAGUAGAGUAAUUCUACGCUUCUGACGACCACACAGACGACCCAAGGACGGAAAACAAUGAUCCCGCUGCCGCUGCAAACCACAGAAUAAAUAUAGAGCUGUAAUUCAUCGCAUGGGAGUGGCGGCAUCAUGGAUCCGCAGAAAAUCACCGAAUUGGCCAACCUGAUGCGCCAGAAUGGCGACAAAAUACUAAGCUCGGAGUUUACCCUAACGUUAUCAGGUUCCCUUCUGAGGGCGCUGAACGACUCAUUCACUUUGAUUGCAGACACUGAGAUCGGCGCUGGCGCUGGCUCCCUUUCCCAGCAGCAGCAGCUCUCCUUCCAGGUGGUGAAAUCCAUCAAUGCCAAGUCCAGCGUCUUCCCCGACCUCCAGCUGCUGCACGACUUUGUGCAGAAGACAACGCUGCUCAAGCUGACCUACUUUCCCAGCGAGCUGUACUUCGAGGGCGCCAUUGACAUAGCCAAGUUCAGGGCCUUGAGGCGACUGGAGGUGCACAAGAUCAACAUUGGCCAGGUGGUGGGCAUCCAGCCGUUGCGUGGCCAGCUGCAGCAUUUGAUCUGCAUCAAGAGCUUGACCAGUGUGGAUGACAUAAUCACGCGCUGCGGCGGCGAUAACUCCAAUGGCUUCGUGUGGAACGAGUUGCAAUCGGCCGAUUUCAGCUACAACAGCUUGCGCAGCGUAGACACGGCCUUGGAGUUUGCCCAGCAUCUGCAGCAUCUGAGCCUGAGGCACAACAAGCUGACCAGCGUGGCCGCCAUCAAGUGGCUGCCGCAUCUGAAGACCUUGGACAUAAGCUACAACUGCCUCACGCAUGUGCCGCAGUUCCACAUGGAAGCCUGUAAGCGGCUGCAGCUCCUGAACAUCAGCAACAACUAUGUGGAGGAGCUGCUAGAUGUGGCCAAGCUGGAUGCCUUGAACCAUUUGGAUUUGUCGGACAACUGCCUGCUGGAGCACUCGCAACUGCUGCCACUGAGUGCCGUGGUCACGCUGACCAUCCUGAACCUACAGGGAAAUCCAAUGGCCUGCCACCCGAAGCAUCGGCAGGCGACGGCCCAGUAUCUGCACAAGAACUGUGCCUCAGUCAAGUUUUUACUAGACUUUGAGCCACUCUCAAAGGCGGAGAAGAGCCUGACAGGCAGCCAAAAGUGGCGCUACAUUGGCUCGCUCAAUAACCAUCGACUGCCCAGGAGCUGCUCCGUAUCCAUCAACAGCUCCAGUGCUUCAAUCAACACCAGCGAUGGCUCCCAGUUCUCCAGUUUUGGCUCUCAGCGUUCCAUCUCGAUCCGGGGCAAGGACUACUCCUCGGAGGCGGAGCAGUCGGAGGCCAUGGACACCUCGCAGAUCAGCAGAAAAAGUUCUAGUCGCAUUCGGACAGUGGAAAUAGAGGAGCAGUCAGAAGAGCCCGAAGAUGUCAUCGUUCCCAAGGUUCAAGUCGUGGCCAUCAGGCCGGAGACUACAACCGAUUCCUCGCAUUUGGAAACAAAGAAACAAAUCGAAACGCUGCGCCUCACUUACGGCAACGAGUGGCUGAAGACCGGCAAAGCCGAACUUAUGCUGGGCAUCGAACCCACCGAGGCGGAGCGCAAAGAGGCACGCCAGCAGUUUAACGAGUUCUUCAGUGAGCUUUCCACCUCACCGUCGGCGGGGAUCUUAAGCUCCACGCCGACAAAUACAAAUCAAGUGAGUUCCAAUAUCGACAAUACCCUGACGCCCAUCAAGUCGGAGGAGGAAGCUGAGGAGUCUGCUGAUAAAACUAUUUACGAGACCUGCGACGAGGGUGACGAGACCAAGUACGAAAGCACUGAAAGUACCUCUGUUGAAGCUCCGGAGGAGCCACUGCUUGACAAGCACUCGGAGCUUUUAAAUCUAUAUGCAAGCAGCUCGAAUAAUGCUGAGGAUGAAGAUCCAGUAUCUGAGGCGGAGCCCGACGAAGAGACUUACAUUGUCUAUCAUGAGCAAAAGCCCAGCGAGGCCUUGUUCCUCACCAUAUCCUCGAAUUUUAUACGCGAAAAGGAUACCUUAAGCGAACGGACCAAAACCAAAUGGAGUCUGAAAAUUCUAGAGUCAUGUGAGCGCUUGAAGGCGAAUACUUUGCGAAUUAACUUUGAUACAAUGCGAAAGGAUAAACAGGAGCGUAUAUAUUGUGUGGAAAAUACAUUGUGUCAGGAACUGGAAAAGAAACUGCGCGACAUUCUUGCUCAGCGCGAUCUCACCGAAAUGAACAUAACCAUUUAUCGCUGUGUGAAUUGCUUGAUACAGUUUACCAUUGAGCAGAAGAACAAGCGAUAUAAAACGGAGGAAUUACGAUGUCCCGAUUGCCGCAGCGUCUAUGUGGCUGAGGUCACGGACUUGUCCACAUCCUUGGACAAAGCCUCACUGGAAGUGGCUUCAGAGCCAAAAAUUUCGCCAGCUUUGAUUGUGGAGGAGGUGGAAGUAAGGCAGCAGCCUGUGGUGGCGGCCAACAAGGAGGAUAACAACAGCAUUGUGGCCAGCCAAAGCAGGGUAUCAAACGCUAAGAAUACACCCAAGCGUAGGACCGCAAUAAGAAGCUCGGCCAACUCCUUGAACGAGAGCAGUUCAUGCUCGAAAAUAAGCAACUCGCAGAGCUCCUUCGACUCCAACCAGUCCGUGGUGGGUAGCUCGAACACAGAUCGCGAUCUGGAGUUUCGGGCCAACGAGAGCGAUGUGGACAUUAUCUCCAAUCCGAGCCAGUCCAGCAUAGAGGUUUUAGAUCCCAACUGCGUGCAAAGUUCUAGCCGCAAGACCUCCAUGGAGCCUCAGACAGAUGCUAUCGGGCAUUCGCAGAGCUUCAUCGAGCGAGAGUUUGGACAACUAAGGGCGGAGCAGGUACCCGCAGCAGCGGCUACUUCCGCUCCCGCUGUGGCCCACAUUCAGUUGACAGAGAGCAGCUCCUCGGGUUCUGUAACGGACAGCAUAUGCACCAGCUACGAGCAGCAGAGCAAGGAUAAGCAGCUCACAGAGGCUCCCCCUGAAGCCGCCUCCAAUGGCAGCCUCUCGGGCCUCAAAUCCGUCUUCCAAUCAACGAAUCUACUGAUGUCCAGCUCCAAGAAGCUGAUUGAUUCAGCAGAAGCCACUCAGCCCUACAAAUUCAACUAUAGGAUCUUUGGCGAGAUAGAUCAUCGCUUGAAGCUUUACUUUUAUCAAAGCAAGUUCAAGGAGCAAGGCGAGCACUUUACGUGGCUGGCCAAGGGUAACAUCUACAACGAGUUGACCAAGGCCACAGGAGAAGGGAUUGUGGUGGUGUCCACCAGUAAAUUAUACCUCAUGGAGGUCUUUGCACUGCCCCAAGAUGAUGUGUCCAAGUGGCUAAGGCAGGUGGUGUGUGUGCCCUUGGAUCGGCUAAUGGCCAUAGAGUUGUUGCCCUGGAAAAUGGGUUUGUCCUUUGCCUUGAAGGAUUGGGGAGUAUUUGCGUUGUUUCUUCACGAUAUGCUGAGAACAGAAAGACUGCUUCUUAGCUUGCAACAAAACCCUCUACCAGAGCAGACCCAAUUGAACAUACAACCCCCUCCCAAUCAGUUACAAUCUGUGGAAUUCGGGGAGCCCUUAAAGAUGUGUGCCUUGCUGCCGAGCUGCCAGUGGAGUUGUGACCAGGAGAAGAAGAGCUUUGUGCCCUGCUUACUUCUCAUCACAGAGUCUCAUUUGUACCUCUCAGGGAAUGGGAAAUUCGCUUGGCUUUCAGAGAAAAGUCCGGAGAAGGCCAUACCCGAAUUAAGUCUCAGUCAGCCCAUGAGCAAUUUGGUGGAUGUGGAGCCUGCCACGAACGAAAAGUAUCUUAUCAACUUUAUUGACGAUACGGAAAAUAAGUGCGAGAUCUGGCAAUUGGACUUCGAAACCCAUGACAACGCCGAACGCUGUUUGAAUGCCAUUGGCCAGGGCUGGGAGAAGCUCUUUGGUGUGCCAUUCAGCUACUCGGGAACGUAGCCAAGAAGGGACCAACUCUAGGCUAGAUCCCUACGCCAUCCUUUUGAAUGGACUAUGUUAUCUACAUCCGAUAAGCUUUAUCUAAUUGUUUUCUAGGCUAAUGUAUGAGACAUGGUGCUUACUACAAAACAAGUGUAUAUAUGUAUUAAUGAAUGUAAUGUACAAUAAUGAUGGUUAUUAAUUAUUAAAGCCUCUGCAAUAUUUACAAAUUGAAAUGAUGUA